CCAUACGAGGACUCAAAGCACCAAUGCAAUAGGUGCAAGCUCAACGCCAGGCGACGGCUUUGCUUUGUCCCCUCCUUACGAAAGGGACGAACCCAGAUAUAUGGAGGGCGACAGUGAAGCUGACGCUGAUGCCGAGGAAAGCGCUGGGGAAGGCCCAUCUCGCCCUCCUCGAAGGAGAAGAAAAAGCCGCCGGGCAACUGAUGAGGGCACUCAGACUGCACCCACGACCCCCAAGGCUACGAAAGCAGGCCAAUUCUUCUUUCGAGAUUCGCCUGGCACUACCCCUACGUCGUCUCGACCAAACAUCUUCCGCCGCGGUACCAUGAGUGACAUACCCGAGAACCAAAGGCAAGGCGUCUCGGAGGACGAAGGACGCGACAGACUUGCCAAAGAAAGCACAUGGACGAGAGGCCUACACAGCGCACGGGGACUAUCGUAUGGUGGGAUUCGUAGACACCACGAUGAUAAUCAAGACGCAACGGGUGAAAAGAGACCUAGCAAUCUGAGGCGACUGACUGGAUUCGCUACCAACAAUGCGGACGGCACACCGUCACACUGGAGAGCACGCAGUGACCGCACCCAGAGCAUGGGCGCGGCAAAAUGGUCAAGAGUCAUAGCCGGGUUGAGGAUACUGGGGCAGAAACACAAGGCUGAGAGGACAGGCGACCAUCUCAAAUCUGCAGAACUUAUGGCCGAGCUCCUCGCAGGAGCACCGGCAGCAUUGUUCCUCGCUAGUAUGUUUCAAAGAGACGAAGCUGGCCAUAAGAGAAUUCCUGUCCUUCUGGAGCAACUCAAGUUCAACAUUGUGGACAUUACCAAAGAAAGUGACACGAAGGGCGGAGAACGACACUUGAACUUUCGAAUCAAUCUUGAAUAUGGAAAUGGCCUCACCCGUAUGAAGUGGUUCGUGAACCGGACGGUGGGAGAUUUUUUUAAUUUGCACUCAAAAUACAAGGCACAGCAAAAUAUCAGACAAUAUAUUCAGCUGAAGCCGGAUGAUAAGAAAGGAAAGAUUCCCCGAUUUCCCAGAUCGACUAUUCCAUAUCUGCGAGGAAUAAGAGGAAUGAUGGAUAUCAUGGACGAAGAUGAAGACGAUGAAGACGAUGCAGAUAUCGAUCGCGAAGCCAGCGGCCCAGAUGGCAGUGCCAGUGCAACAGAUCGACCAUCGAAAGCUAAAAGGAGGCAAUCUUCGUUUGCACACAACCGGAGAAAGUCUAGCAUAAGCAGCCCUCAAGCGUCUGGUAUCACCGGCCAGAUGGUAGCACGUACUGGUAGUUUUGCUGGAGUUGUGGGCGCAGCUACACUCGAUAAAGCAAAUUACGCCGAACGAGUGCGCAAGAAGCUGGAAGCUUACCUUCACCAGCUAAUCACGUGGCUUAUCUUCCGGCCUGGGAGCAACAGACUAUGCAAAUUCCUGGAGCUGUCGUCACUCGGUGUACGGCUGGCUACCGAGGGGGGCUAUCAUGGAAAGGAGGGGUUUUUGACCGUCAUGUCAUCAGGAAAAGGGACCGAUCUCCGGAAGAGAAUGGUGCCGUCGUCGUUCAAAGCUCGGCAUACCACUAAGUGGUUUAUGGUCAGGCAGAGCUACAUCAUAUGUGUCGAUUCCCCAGAAGAAAUGAACGUCCACGAUGUCAUCUUAGUGGACCCGAACUUCACGAUACAAGCAAAAGGCAGACUCCGAGACCAAAAACCAAAAGAGAUCGCAAGUCAAGCAAAAGCAUCUGCUACUCACCCUAAUCAUCACCGCCUUCGCCUCCAAAAUAGUGAGAGAACGAUAAAACUCUUGGCCAAAAGCGAGAAGCUAUUGGUGCAGUUUGAAGAUUCUAUCACCUUCAUGCUGCAGAAUAACGAUUGGGCGAAGCCACAUCGUUUUGGCAGCUUUGCACCCGUUCGUCACAAAGUAUUCGCACAAGCGCUCGUAGACGGACGCGACUACAUGUGGAACGUUUCUCGCGCUAUAAGCAUGGCUCGCGAUGUCAUUUACAUUCACGACUGGUGGUUGAGCCCCGAGCUGUACAUGCGCCGACCGGCUGCGAUCAGCCAGAAGUGGAGACUCGACAGACUUUUAAAGCGGAAGGCCCAAGAAGGAGUCAAGAUUUUCAUUAUCAUGUAUCGAAACAUCAAUACGGCAAUCCCAAUCGACUCGGAGCAUUCCAAGUUGUCGCUUCUCGGGUUGCAUCCCAAUGUUUUCGUACAGCGGUCUCCCAACCAGUUUCGGCAGAACACGUUCUUCUGGGCACAUCACGAGAAACUUCUGGUCGUCGACCACGCCAUAGCGUUCUGUGGCGGCAUCGAUCUAUGUUUCGGCCGAUGGGAUACCCCUCAGCACGCUGUAGUAGACGACAAGUUGACAGGAUUCGAGUUGAGCGAUGCUCCGAAGGACGCAGACCACUGCCAACUCUGGCCUGGAAAGGAUUACUCGAACCCCCGCGUACAAGACUUUUAUGGUCUUGAUAAACCAUACGAAGAAAUGUAUGAUCGCACCAAAAUUCCGCGCAUGCCAUGGCACGACAUAUCGAUGCAGAUGGUCGGGCAGCCAGCCCGAGAUCUGACCAGACACUUUGUGCAACGGUGGAACUAUAUCCUCCGGCAACGUAAAACCUCAAGACCGACACCUACUCUCCUACCUCCUCCAGAUUUCGUUCCUGCCGAAAUCGAGGCACUGGGGCUCGAGGGAACCUGCGAAGUUCAAGUACUCCGAUCUGCCACCUCUUGGUCUAUUGGCACGACGGACAAGACCGAGCACAGCAUUAUGACAGCAUACGUUCAAAUGAUCACCAAUUCAGAACAUUUCGUGUACAUCGAGAAUCAGUUCUUCAUCAGCAGCUGCGAUGUCUUGGGCCAAAAAAUGGAAAAUACGAUUGGCGACGCCCUUGUGAACCGGAUAAUUCGUGCCCAUGAGAACCAGGAGGACUGGAGGGCCUGUCUUGUCAUCCCCUUGAUGCCGGGCUUCCAGAACACGGUGGAUAGCCAGGACGGUAGCAGCGUACGCCUGAUCAUGACAUGCCAAUAUCGCAGUAUUUGCCGAGGCGAGACCUCUAUUUUUGGCAAGUUGCGAGAAGCAGGCAUCGAGCCCGAGGACUACAUCCAGUUUUACGCUCUGAGAUCAUGGGGUGCUAUCGGUCCCACGAAAACACUUGUCACCGAACAACUAUACAUUCAUGCCAAAUGCAUGAUUGUGGAUGACAGAAUUGCGAUCAUUGGCUCGGCCAAUAUCAAUGAGCGUUCCAUGCUUGGAUCAAGAGAUUCUGAGAUUGCGACAAUCGUAACAGACACAGAAAUGAUACCCUCUCAUAUGGGUGGGGAAUCCUAUAUGGUUGGCAGAUUUGCUCAUGAGCUUCGUGUCCGACUCAUGCGCGAACACCUGGGAGUCGACGUAGAUGAAAUAUCAAGGGCUGAGUUCAGUGAUGAAGAGGCGGAUGUAGACUCUGAUCGAUUCGAUUCCUCGUCUCCACCGUCCCCAACAGCCGAUCGCGCGACAGAGCAGACCUUAAUUGAGUCACGACACCGCGUCCAGGACGAAUUGAUUGCGAGAGCUGAGAAUCUACACAGCUUCAACCAUGAUACUGAUGGGGAACACGAACCCAAGAAGCCCAACAUUUUCAUGAGAAGGAGAACAACAGCAGACGUUCGUGCCGCCAGUAACCGCGAACAAGAACAGGACUUCAAAGGAAAAUCGCCCGUCCCCAUGCGCCACAUGGAUGAGGCUGUCUCUGAAAGCAUUCGAGUACGUGAUCUAAACCAUGCGACCAGCCAUGAGGUCCUAGUGUCAGAUGCCGCAUCAAAGGGCGCAGAACCUGGCGCUUCACCGAUAAGAUCCUCGAAGCUCGUUCGGGAGCGUAGCAAUACAGCAACGACACGUACAUCGAGUGUACUAGGCAAUGCGUCGCUUCCACCGCCAAUGCCUCCGCGAAUGAAUACAGCCGCGCUCGGCUUGUCACAACUCAGCCAACUGCCUGCUCUCCCUAUAUCUGACGACACCGACAUUGGCGGUCCACCACUCCAUCGCGCUGUCAGCUACUCUUCGUCGAAUACCGUCAACCCACUCCUCGCAGAUAUGCGUCGACCUGUUGUCUCAGAUGAUUGUAUGCGAGACCCGCUGAAUGACGCCUUCUACCUCGACACCUGGCAUGCUGUGGCGGAAAACAAUACCAAACUUUUCCGUCAAGUUUUCCGGUGCAUGCCAGAUAAUGAAGUUAAGAACUGGAAGGAAUACAAAGAGUACGCGGCAUUUGGUGAACGCUUCCAACAGGCUCAAGGUGGCGGUAAGAGCUCGACACGCAAGCAACAAGAGGCUCCUGGGAAGACCGGACCUCCCGGAUCGGGUUUCGCAGAAAACUCGAGUCACGCAGGAGAGAAGCUUGCAGAAAAAUUAUCCAUGGAGAACAGAGGCACGAAUGCGCCCAUGGGCAAAGUUGAGGACUGGGCAGCCGCACAGGAAAAGGACGCUGCUAUCCCUGCGGCUCAGCAAGUCAAUAGUCCUACGGCGAAUUCAGGCGAUGAGAAGGUAUCAUUCAUAGCCGAGGACGACAGACCAUCAGGCAAGACUUCGCCGUUCCCGCCACCUCCUCCAAUUCCAAACACGACGAGUGUAGAAGACUUUGCACCAGAUGUAGGAGUCGGCCGCUCGCGGACAGUAACAUACAGCGAGCCUAACCAAGCGGCGGACCGCAGCCAUCGAAAUACCAUGAACUCGCAAGGCUCGCAGAAACGCCGAAGGCGCGCAACCACAAAGUCUUCGAUGCGGCCUUUCCACGCUACCGACGAAAAUGCUUUGUUGGAAAGAGAAGACGCGGAGAAUGUAUUGAAGUUGGUACAGGGCCAUCUCGUGCUGUGGCCAUACGAGUGGUUGGUGACCGAGGAGAGGGGUGGUGGUUGGCUUUAUACUGUUGAUCAGCUCGCGCCGCUGGAGAUCUAUUCCUGAUCAUUUCUCAACGUGAAAUAUUGACCGGCAUGGAAGUUUUGUCUACCUCGUUUCGCAUAGCUUUAGCAUGGCGGGUGCAUUGGGGUACCAUUCAAGCAUCAGGGAGUUUCGGGAGUCAUAACGUUUGGCUCUGCUAGAGGGCUAGUGUAUACAUAAUUCGGAGUGGAAUAUUAGCAUGUCGUCCUGAGGCAGUCUUGUUGCCAUGAAA
Mytilinidion resinicola is the source of this 5132-nucleotide messenger RNA. Its product is annotated as phospholipase D. The record is from RefSeq and is a predicted model, not a curated record. Gene Ontology annotation, biological process: cell motility; intracellular signal transduction; phosphatidic acid biosynthetic process. The coding region runs from base 101 to 4924 and encodes 1607 amino acids. The transcript is spliced from 2 exons. NCBI's taxonomy places the organism in Eukaryota, Fungi, Ascomycota, Dothideomycetes, Mytilinidiales, Mytilinidiaceae. Gene Ontology annotation, molecular function: D-type glycerophospholipase activity.